GCCCUCUCCUCCGGGGUCUUCGAGCUGAAGAUCGACUCCUUCACCACCUCCCGCGGAGUCUGUCGCUCCCAGUCGCGGGAAUGCCAGAUAUUUUUCCGCGUGUGCCUCAAGCACUCGCAGGACGUCAUCAACCCGGAGCCGCCGUGCACGUACGGCACCGCGCUCACCGAGAUCUUCGGCGCCGACUCCAACUCCAUCUCCGAGAGCGCGCCCAUCAGGGUGCCCUUCCACUUCAAGUGGCCGGGGACUUUCUCUCUGAUCAUUGAAGCCUGGAACGCGGAGUCUUCAGGACUCGAGUCUACAGAGAACCAGAACAACCUGAUCAGCCGGCUGGCGACCCGCCGCAGGCUGACGGUCGGGGAGGACUGGUCCCAGGACGUGCACUUCGGCAACCAGAGCGAGCUGCGCUACUCCUACCACGUGGUGUGCAACGAGCACUACCACGGCGAGGCCUGCUCCGCCUACUGCCGGCCCCGCAACGACACCUUCGGCCACUACACCUGCGACGACGAUGGGAGGCGCCUGUGCCAGGAGGGCUGGACGGGCGAGUACUGCUCUGACCCCAUCUGUGCAGCGGGGUGCAACCAGGACCGCGGUUUCUGCGAGUCUCCCGGGGAGUGUGUGUGCCGGCAGGGCUGGCAGGGCGAGCGCUGCGACGAGUGCGCCCGACACCCCGGCUGCAUCCACGGGACCUGCCAGCAGCCCUGGCAGUGCAACUGCAAGGAGGGAUGGGGAGGCCUGUACUGUAACCAAGACCUGAACUACUGCACCAACCACAAGCCAUGCCAGAAUGAAGCCUCGUGCACCAACACCGGCCAGGGCAGCUACACCUGCACCUGUCGCCCCGGGUUCACCGGCAAGAACUGCGAGAUCGAGACCAACGAGUGCGACAGCAACCCCUGCAAGAACGGCGGCAGCUGCACAGACUACGUGAACGAUUAUUCCUGCACUUGCCCUCAGGGCUUCUACGGAAAGAACUGCGAGACCAGCGGCAUGACAUGCGCAGAUGGGCCGUGUUUUAACAAUGGAACCUGCGUUGAGAAUGUUGCCGGUGGGUACAGCUGCAGCUGCCCACCCGGGUUCACAGGCUCCAACUGCGAGAGGACGAACGACAGAUGCAGCAGCAACCCCUGCGCUAACGGCGCUCAGUGUCUGGACUUUGCUAAGCGCGUCAUGUGCCGCUGUCGUCCAGGCUUCACCGGCCCUCGCUGCGAGACCAACAUUGACGACUGUGCCGGCAACCCCUGCCGCAACGCCGGCACCUGCGUCGACGGCAUCAACGACUUCACCUGCACGUGCACACUCGGCUUCACCAGCAAGGACUGCUCGGUGCGCACCAGCCCCUGCGACCAGUUCCCCUGCGACAACGGCGGCACGUGUUACACCCACUUCACCGGCCCCGUGUGCCAGUGUCCACUGGGCUUCAUGGGCGCACGCUGCGAGUAUUCUGUCAUCAUGCCGACUACGAAACCUCCUGGGAAUGGCAAUGCCCCUUCUGCGCUGAUUGCCGCCGUCGCCCUCGGCCUGGUGACGCUGACUCUACUGGUGUGCGCCGCCAUCCACAUUCUGCGUCAGGUCCGCCGGGGUAGAGCGCUAUUGGCCCUUUCCACAUCGGUGAAGAACGACCUGGAGACGGUGAACAACCGCAACGCAGUGAUCGGUGGGGGUGGACCCAAUAACGGGAGCUUGCCAGGAGCACCACUGGGCAGCCUGAAAGAGAAGGAGGCCUUCCUCAUCCCCGGAGGACAUCUUAAAGUCUCCAACAAGGAUGCAGCACUGGUGGAGAAGGGCGGAGACAACAUGGCCAUGUUUAAAAACAAAAUGGCAGACUGUAACCUGGCGAAAGAGGAGCAGCACCUGGCCAAGAACAAGUUUGAUCUUAAGAAGUGUGACACGUCCAUCAUCGUCCCUCCUCUCAGUUUCGCAAAGGACAGUCUGUAUCACCCAGUGUUCAGUGUGGAGCAGUGUGUGUUUGCUACUGAGGUAUAACCUCCAGUUUCCAGACCGCCAGUGGAGGAACUUUUAUGCUGAAGGCCUGAAACCUUUUCUGUGCAGGACAGUUCACCCAGAGGAUCUAUUCUAAACACAUUAUUUUAUUUAAUAUUUAUUACUGCUGCUCAACGGAAAGAAACAAAAAAAGGACUUGUUUUUUAUUCUUUUCUGCUUUGAUAUUGACAAUGUUUGGAUGACAAUGACUCUGAAAAGAAAAAGAGCAGUGGAGGAAGAGGAGAGGAAAAAAAGAAAGACUGAAUGUCUGGCAUCAUUUGCACUAUUUAUCUUUUUUUAUACUUUAAAAUCUUAAUAUAAUAUUUCUGUCUGUAUAUCUGAAUUUUCUUUGGAUCAAACGUGAACAAGCGAACAAAAAAUAAUUGGAACUGUCCGCCAAUCGGAAAGACCGGUGCCUUAGCUAUGCUCCCUAAUCACUGUGGCAACCGUUUCCUGUACAAUUUCACAAUAAGAUGUCAAUCCUCAGAGGACCUGCUUACAGGAACGGGAGACAGAACUUUUUAUUUGAGGGUCAAACCUGAACUUUCCUACAAGUAAUUUUUGUCUGAAAGCUGAACUGGACAGUUUGUGAGUGGCUUUCGAUCCUCCCUCCGUCCAGUUUAUUUUAUUUCUUUGUUUUCUGUGGAAGUGGAUAAUUACAUUGUGGCCUGCAGCCUUACAAUCAUAUAAACUGAAGUGCCUCUUCUUAUACAAAAAACUGCAGCAGGACUUAAAUCCAGGACUCUGGACUUUCUUAUGGAAACCAGUGCAGGUUUUUAUAAACCUAUUGAACUGCACUGGAACCAGCCCUUUCUACUGGUGAUGUGUUUUUCCAUCCAUCAUUCUGUUCCAUUCUUCAACUCAAUCCCAUAUUCCAGUCUAAAUAAGGUUUCAUGUAAAUCAGGGAGAGUUUAUACCUUAAUCAACAAUUAACUGUUUCCUAUAUUUUCACCUCAUGGAUUAUAAUCUACAUUUCACAGUUUGAAGAUAUAAAACAAAAGUCAAACGCAUCACAGGCUGGAUAAAGGUUCAGCCCGGCUGGUAUCAUCUUACAAAUCAGGUUUUCUGUUUGUCUGCUUAUAAGAUUUUCUAUCAAUCAAAAAACUAAAAAAACUAAACGCUGCCUUUUCUCUCUCUUGCUGCCUUUAUCAACCACUGUUGUCACUGUAAGCGAACACCUGCUGCCCAAGACUCAACCUGAAGUCAUCAGUUUGAGUCUGAACAGUCACAGCUGCGGGUGAUUUGAUUUAAUAUUUAAAG
Messenger RNA from Morone saxatilis (striped sea-bass), 3246 nucleotides. RefSeq names its product deltaC (gene dlc). The record is from RefSeq and is a predicted model, not a curated record. NCBI's taxonomy places the organism in Eukaryota, Metazoa, Chordata, Actinopteri, Moronidae. Gene Ontology annotation, molecular function: calcium ion binding. Gene Ontology annotation, biological process: multicellular organism development; establishment or maintenance of epithelial cell apical/basal polarity; heterophilic cell-cell adhesion. Gene Ontology annotation, cellular component: plasma membrane; protein-containing complex.